UAUACUUUUCUCUUCCCUUUUAAGCUUAGAAUAUUUCAAUUCUACGCACACAAGUUCAGCCAUUUAUGACUAAUGUAUAAUUGCUCUUCUCAUCCGUUACCUCCGUUUCAAUUCUCCGCUCAUCUCCUGCACUGCAUACUUCUCGCUCCACUCCGCCGCACUUACUUACAAGUUUAGAUGCAAGAUGCAAACACACUCUCCGUGCGAAUCGAUCACGUCCCACAACGAACAAAAAUCUCAGGGAGUGCCCAGAAGCCUCACUCAGGCGAAAUCACCCUCGCCUUUGAGUGAGCUGAGAAGCUCCGCCACUAUCUUUAAGUGAACCGUUGCUGGAAUUUAAGACCUCGAGAAGCUUCGCCUGCCUCUCUCUUAGCCGAAAGCAACCCCCUUUCGAAGAAGUCAAGACCGCGCCUCACAUUUGUUGAGGCGUUUCUAGAUUUGUAGCAGAAAAGCAAGGAAAGUAAGAGAAGAAGAUGUACACUUAUUUAAUGAUCGAGUUAUGGGAUAUUUUAAUCACAUGUACUUUUCUAUCUUAUGCUCGGGAAAACAGGAGAAGAAAAAUGCAGACUUCUUAUGCUCAGAAAAACUUUCCAAGAUUCAGAUUGGUUUAGAUUGGUUUGAAUUGUAAACAAGACGUCUACAAUUUCAUCAAAUCAGGAGGUUGUUGAUCGAAGAUGCGAAAUCAACUUUUAGUUCAAAAGCUCCUGCAUCACUUCAAUGAAUUACAAUUUACAAUACUAAGGUCUCCUUUAAGCUAUCUGUCGAUUGAACGAUGUUGGCCGUAGUAGAUUCCAAUUUGCUUACACGUUCAGCGAGAACCUGCAAUCCACAAAAGAGGUUGUUGAUCGAAGAUGCGAAAUCAACUUUUAGUUCAAAAGCUCCUGCAUCAUUUCAAUGAAUUACAAUUUACAAUACUAAGAAAGUGCUUCAGCCUCCUUAGGGAGAUUUUCUCCGGGCUUGUGAAUAGCUCCCCCGGCUAGAAACAAUCCUUCGUUAUCUCUGGCAACCCAUCCAAGUCCAAUAGCACCAGAUCUGCGAUGGACAGCUUCGUCAACAUUGACCUUAUUUCAACCUGCCUCAUGUCUGACCCAAAACGAGGCCACUGGAGCUACCUGUUUAGCCGUUGAACUCCCCACCUGGGCUCGUCGCCAAGCUUCCAGAGACGAGUUUCAACAGCUGCAAUUCUCGCCACAGAAACAGCUAUGUUGUUCCACAAUUUCUCGUUUCUGCUUCUCCAAAUACUCCAGAGAUACACGACAAAGCUGCCUCAAAAAUUCUCAUCCCGCAUCUAAAAAUCCUUCUGUCCAGGCCACAAAAGACUGCCCUGCAACUUGAUGGAGAAGAAUAAGAAGACUGCUUCAUCUGAGAAAACUGGUACCUUCACCGACUAUUAUGUAAUUGAUCCAAAGCAGCCCCAGCCCCAGUCCCAGGUUAUGAUGAAUAGUAAGAUGAUGAUAAAAGGAAGGUAGAUGUUGACAUCAACAUAGUUCUCACUUCUUGAAGAGGUUGAAGAGAUGAGUAGGGAGGAGGAAGCAGUGAACCAGAAAACAGAGGGUAGAAUAAAUGAAGAACAUAAAGAGGUGAGUGCACAGAAGGUGUCUGAGAAAGAGGUACGUGAGUGCACAGAGGUCUUCGGCUGAGAUACAUAUCAACAGAGGAAGAUUUUCCUGAGUAUGAGGGCUAUUCAUCUUCACACAGAAACCUGGGGAAUUAGAUGUAAAUUGGUAACACAUGAACGAGGUUUGGUUGUCUUUCGGAUAAAAAACAAAUGAAGAAGAUUGAACAAAAGUACUUAUGGAGGGGCCUAAUGUUGUCACGGGGAGAGCACUAAUGUUAAAAAAUAUGCAGGCACGGUUUAGUUAUGAUGAUGAGGAGUUCUUGAGAGUACCCAUGUGGACUAUACUGCCUCAAACUACCUAUGGAUUGUUGGAAGGAGGAGAUAUUAGGAAGAUCGCUUCAAGAGUUGGCUUGCCUAUAUUCAAUCACGGUAUUACUAGUGAGUAGUGACAACUGACAAGAUGAGAUUGGAUUAUGCUAGAAUAUUGGUGGGAGUUGAUGCUUCUAAGCCUCACACUUUGUUUGUCGAUAUCAAGCUUCCCUCUAGGCAGAAUAGAAGACAAUUCAUCAUCUAUGAGACCUUCCCUAAUUACCGUUUUCACUAUAAAAAGCAUGGACAUGAUGCUUUUACGUGUAAGCCCCUCCACCAGCUAGAAAGAAAAAAAACAAUUGGGGAAGGAUCAUAUAGUUUACUACACCACAGAUUCAAUUGGGGAGAUCUUAACUCUGGUAGACACUGAGCUGUGGGAGAACAAGGCUGAUGAUAUUGUAAAGGAUGAUGCGGUACCAGAACCCAGUAAAUAUCGAAGGAGCUAACAUCUUACCUAAUCCUUGUGAGGAAGUUUCUGCUAUAAAAAGGGAAAAAGAGAAGGUUGCUCGGGAAGAGAAACGGGAAAAGGAAACACUAUUUAUAGCAUUUUUCAUUGAAGCAUCUAACCACACACUUUGUAGAUAUUCUGGCUUUGUAGUUUUGGCACUUAUCCUCGGAGGAUUUAGUUUUCCAAAUAUUGGGGACACCCUACUAUGUGUGAACAUAUCUAAAACAAGUGUUCCAAAUAUGAUGAACUUGUUCCUCACGAUUUCAAUCACUAGAUGAUGACUCCACUCAAAACUAAAUUGCUGGAUUAAUUCGAAACUUGUUCCUCACGAUUUCCA
This is a messenger RNA of Cuscuta epithymum, 2712 nucleotides long. The record is from the annotation of a GenBank genome assembly. Lineage: Eukaryota; Viridiplantae; Streptophyta; Magnoliopsida; Solanales; Convolvulaceae.